This is a messenger RNA of Monoraphidium neglectum, 738 nucleotides long. Its product is annotated as GTP-binding protein LepA. Bases 1 to 738 code for a protein of 245 amino acids. Gene Ontology annotation, biological process: positive regulation of translation. Gene Ontology annotation, molecular function: ribosome binding; GTP binding. The record is from RefSeq and is a predicted model, not a curated record. The transcript is spliced from 7 exons. NCBI's taxonomy places the organism in Eukaryota, Viridiplantae, Chlorophyta, Chlorophyceae, Sphaeropleales, Selenastraceae.
AUGCGUGAGGCCCUGGGCAAGCUGCAGCUUAACGACGCCGCUCUGCGGUACGAGCCCGAGGUCAACAACGCCAUGGGCUUCGGCUUCAGAUGCGGCUUCCUGGGGCUGCUGCACAUGGAGAUCGUGCAGGAGCGGCUCGAGCGCGAGUACGAUCUUGACCUGGUCACCACCGCGCCCACCGUGGUCUACCGCGCCCACUGCACCGACGGCACGGAGAAGGUCGUCAACUCGCCAGGUGACCUCCCCGAGGCCACCAAGCGCACCGGCAUCAGCGAGCCCUUCUGCCGCCUGGAGAUGGUCACCCCCAAGGAGUUUGUGGGGCCCCUCAUGGACCUGGCCACGGGGCGGAGGGGCGAGUUCGUGGAGAUGAAGUACCUCACGGACAGCCGCACGACCCUGGUGUUCAACAUCCCCCUGGCCGAGGUGGUGACCGACUACUUUGACCAGCUCAAGAGCCGGUCAAAGGGCUAUGCGUCCAUGGAGUACAAGCUGACCGGCUACCAGAAGAGUGACCUCGUGCUGCUCGAGUUGAAGAUCAAUGGGGAGCCGGCGGAGCCUCUGUCGGUCAUUGUGCACAAGGAUUCGGCAUACAGGACCGGCAAGGCCCUGUGCCUGAAGCUGAAGGAGCUCAUUCCGCGGCAGAUGUUCAAGGUCCCCAUCCAGGCCUACAUCGGGGGCAAGAUCAUCGCAAGCGAGCAGAUCGCGCCCUACCGCAAGGACGUGCUCGCCAAGUGCUAG